Molecule: messenger RNA, 1542 nt
Organism: Phragmites australis (common reed)
Lineage: Eukaryota; Viridiplantae; Streptophyta; Magnoliopsida; Poales; Poaceae
Product: NAC domain-containing protein 30-like
Exons: 4
Coding region: 325-1200 (291 amino acids)
Biological process (GO): regulation of DNA-templated transcription
Molecular function (GO): DNA binding
Source: RefSeq, a predicted model, not a curated record
CCAAUUAAUCCACUGCCUUUUGGAAUCCGGCCUUAUAUAAAUAGUUAAGCUGUUGCUGCUGCUGCUUCCCUACCAACAUAUUGUCGAUCGAUCCAUCAUUUGCCCCUCAUCUUCUCAUCUGCAGCUAGCCAAAAACAGACCGGCCGGCAGGCCCAUAAUAUAAAUCCGACGAACGGGAACGAUCCCCUCCAACAACCAGGCGAGCCGAGCUUGAUCUUCUUCUUCUUCUACUUGUAGAUCCGUCCGGCCGUUUGGUGAGUCUUUUCAGAGGAGGGAGGUCGAUUAGGAGGCACGCCGAAGCAGCUAGCUUGCUAGGUAGCAGCAAUGGAGGAGGAGUCUUGUGUGCCCCCAGGCUUCAGGUUCCACCCCACUGAGGAAGAGCUCGUAGGCUACUACCUUGCAAAAAAGGUCGCAUCCCAGAAGAUUGACCUGGAGAUCAUCCAGGAGGUCGAUCUCUACAGGAUCGAGCCAUGGGAUCUGCAAGAGCGGUGCAAGUACGGUGGUGGCCACGAUGAGCAGACGGAGUGGUACUUCUUCAGCUACAAGGAUCGCAAGUAUCCCAGCGGGACGAGGACGAACCGCGCGACGGCGGCGGGGUUCUGGAAGGCCACCGGGAGGGACAAGCCAGUGCUAUCGAGGUCGCGGGUCAUAGGGAUGAGGAAGACGCUCGUCUUCUACAAAGGCCGCGCACCCAACGGCAGGAAGAGCGACUGGAUCAUGCACGAGUACCGCCUCCAAUCCAACGAGCAUGCACCCGCGCAGGAGGAAGGCUGGGUGGUGUGCCGCGCAUUUCAGAAGCCUAUCCCGAACCAAAGGCCCAUCUUCCCCAGCUACGCUACUCCCGGAGGUUACUACGGUCACCUCCCAAACGCGCGGCUGCACGUUGGUGCACUCGACGGCGACCACCAUUUCUUGGGUUCAGCACUACACCCUGGACCUGCAGCCGGGGCCAACAGCUUCCCGCAGUUAUACCCAGACGACGACUUGGAAUCCAAGAAGCAUCUCUUGAGCAUCCUGCAGCUCGAGAGCCCGACCGCCGACGCCUACGUCGCGCAGAGAAGCAGUAAUCCUGAUCAUGAUCUGAUCCACCAGCUUGGAGGACAACAGGCUGCCGGCGCCAUCGACUGGAACUUCCUGGACACCUUGCUGUCGUCCACGACGUCGCAGCUCCAUGAGCCCUCCUCCGCCUCCCUUCAGUGACCACCUCUUUCAUCGAUCGGUCGGAUCUGUCAGAGUUAGCUGAAGAAUAUUCAUCAUCGUGUCAUCCUUUGCUAAUAAUUCACAUAUGUGCCGUGCCAUUGAUCUUUGUUUGUACGUAGUUUACAGGCUGUUUCAGUUACUGAAUUUGGGAACUGAUCUUGUGGUGGACUUUUAAUUUGCCUCUCGUCUAGCUAGCGCAUUCGAUCGUUAGAUAUAUGGAGGGUCAUCAUGUACACACCCCACCCCAUAUAUGCAUAGUCAGUAGCUAGGCAGCAUUGAUUUUCUUUCUUCCCAUAUGCACCACAGCUAUAUAUAUAUAUUACUUUUACUGACUUAUAUUAA